AUACAUUUAUUUAACUAAAGGCCCAAUUACACAAGGCGUCUCCGGCCGGCAGGCAGGACCAUCGACCGUCGUCGAUCUCCACAAAAGCAAGCGGCGUCCCCCCUUCUCCGCCAUCUCCGACCAACGCCACUGUCCCGACCUCCAAACGCGGCGUUUCUUUCCCAGAUUAGCUAUGGCGACGGAAAAAGCACCCGAAGGACAAAGGAAACGGGCUUUGGAGGCGUUAGACCGGAGGUUCGCUCAAGCCGAAUCCAAUCUUCGCCGUCAACAGGAGCUCCAGACCAAGAAGCAAAAAACUAAUACUAGCGCCAUUCCUAUUGGAAAUCAAACUCCUGAUAAAAUCGAUCAGAAACAGCUUGUCUCCAAUACACAGACUUCGAACACACCAUCUAGGAAAGAUGUAGAAUCAAAUCACCCGGCAUACCUCCCACUCUCUCAUUCAGUUGAUAUGAAUCUUCUUUCGACGGUUGGCGAGGCUGCUAAUGAUAGAAGCACAGUUGAUUAUGUACUGCAUGAGCUUCUUCAACAUGGCGAUUCAGCAAAAAAGUACAUUCAUGGUUCUAGAAGUGUGAAAAUGGACAACUAUAUUCUUCUAGAUAAUGUUGUGCCAAAAAGUUGCAUGUCUAAUGAUGCAUCCUUGAGGGCUUUAAAGAGUCAGUCAAAACGGUCCAAAAGGCAUAUGUCGCUAAAGCAACACAAAAAAUGUAAAUCAUUCGAUUUACCUCCGGAGUUCCAUAAGUAUGAGAUCUACAAACCAAUGCAUGAAAUGUGGAAGUGCUACAUACAGAAACUUAUAAGAAGUGCUGGAAAAAAUCAGUUGGCACAAACUCUCCUGAAUAUAGACUUGCACGGCGCACUAAUUCUUGUUGCAGAGUGCAAGCUAGAUGGGUAUACUGGACUGCGUGGUAUCAUGAUCCGCGAAACUGCAGAAACAUUCGGAAUAAUAACAGAAGACAAUAGAUUCAAAGCUGUGCCCAAGAAGCUCUCUGUCUUCAUGUUUAAAGUGGAUUCAUGGAAGGUUACAAUGAUCGGCGACAAACUUGCUUCAAGAAGCGUGGUUUCAUAGGUGAUCUGUAGUAUUAAUUUUUAGCUGUUUUUUGAAGAAAGCACAUUACACAUCUUGCAGAACAUGUGACAUGCAAAAAAAAUCUUGAAAAGCAAAGGUUUUUCUGUUUCCUAUAAAUCAAAAGAGGUAAGAGAU
This is a messenger RNA of Cuscuta campestris, 1201 nucleotides long. The record is from the annotation of a GenBank genome assembly. Lineage: Eukaryota; Viridiplantae; Streptophyta; Magnoliopsida; Solanales; Convolvulaceae.